Molecule: messenger RNA, 2455 nt
Organism: Ceratina calcarata
Lineage: Eukaryota; Metazoa; Arthropoda; Insecta; Hymenoptera; Apidae
Gene: hbn
Product: aristaless related homeobox homeobrain
Exons: 4
Coding region: 999-1913 (304 amino acids)
Biological process (GO): regulation of transcription by RNA polymerase II
Molecular function (GO): RNA polymerase II transcription regulatory region sequence-specific DNA binding; DNA-binding transcription factor activity, RNA polymerase II-specific
Source: RefSeq, a predicted model, not a curated record
CCAAAAGUGGUUGAUGAAUGGAAUUGAACAAUUAAUUUAUAAUAUGAAAGGAUAUAAGAAUGGAAGCUGCAUUUAUCGAAUAUGAACGUUCGCGUAAAUUUCAUUCCUCAUUAAAAGGGAAAAGAAAAAAUGCGCCAUGCUCUCGGUCAGACAAGCAUGCGAGGGAGGAUUAAUCGCGAUCCCGAAAAAUUCGCAUACACCCGAAGACGCGGUAAAUAAUCUCACGUUCUGAAGAGAAAUAUGCCGGCGUCGGAUCGAAACGGAAUCGGCGCGAGCGAGAAGGGCUACGAGGAAAGACAGAUAAAGGGACGGACAUACAGUACGAGGAUGAGUCGAACGAAGACGGAUACAGAGUGCGAGAGAAUCGCAUAGACGGAGGAAGACGCGAAAGUGGGAGGAGGUAGAAGAGGAGGUGGAAAAAAAUCCGGGGAUUUACGCGGAAAGGGCAAAAUAUUCCCCGCCCAGGCCUCAUUCAACCCCCGAGUACGGGGUGGCUUUGGGUGAGAAACGUGCGCCCUCAUUGGCGGGGUGGCUAAUAUGGCGGUGUUAGGGGUUGCGAGGUGGGGCGGUUGCACGGCAUAUUAAGGGCUGCUUUCAUGUCCGACGAGCCAGUUCGUGGUGCGCCGUCGAUUGACGCAUUUUCGUUUCGAACGCCGGAGAGAGUCGCGUGCUGCUGAGACCGCUGCCGUUGUCGUCCCAACUCCUUCUUCCCGCUUGUCUUUCGGUCUCGUUCCGAGUUUUCCGUUUUCGACGUUUUUCCGGACGUACGCAUUCCGGUUGCAUCGAGACUACUCUUCUGUUGUAUCAAUCGCGCCAAAAGUAUAUUCUCCAACGAAGCUCCAUCUGUCCGCGGUCAACAGCGGGAAAUACGAUUUCCCUCGAUCCCGGGUAUAUCAUCGAUGAGAGACGAUUCUUCAGGAGUGGACUACCGUGAACUGAACACCGCCUCUGGUUACUGGUUGCAACAGUGAUUUUCAGCGACGCUGCCCGCAAGAAGCAUGGCGCAAACUUACAAUCAGAAGAGGAACGUGUACAGCAUCGAUCAAAUAUUGGGGCACGCGAAGGAUGAAGAUCACGCGACUUCGUCUGAUGCCAUGGGCGACGCUGUAGAUACCGAACUUGGUCACCUGAGUGACCAUCAGAUAAAUGAUGCCCUGCACGAUCCGUUGAGCCUAGGAGAAUCAGACCGGUUGAAUUUGGGCGAAUCGGAUAGACCGCGGAAGGUCCGAAGAUCUCGAACGACCUUUACCACUUAUCAGCUACACGAGCUCGAGAAAGCCUUUGGGAACACGCAGUACCCGGACGUCUUCACCAGAGAGGAGCUUGCGAUGCGACUAGAUUUAUCCGAAGCUAGAGUGCAGGUUUGGUUCCAAAAUCGUCGCGCGAAAUGGCGAAAGAAGGAAAAGGUGUUGGGCAGAGAUACGAACUUCAUGCACGUGGAGCAAACCGGUGUCAACGAGCUGUCCCUUCACGCCCGCUUGCUCCAAACCGCCGGCGGUGUGCCAGGUGCGGAUCCAUCGGGUGGACCGACGGGCGCGUUUCCCUGGUUCAUCCCGCCGGUGUUCCCACCGCCGUGGCCGGCCAGCGCACCCAAAUUGCCCCCGUUGCACGCGAUCCUGUCCCAGUACAUCGGGCUGCCCCUACCACAGAACCUGGCGUCUCUGAGCACGGUGCUUCCGGUUGGGUUAAAUCCGGCUUCAUCGUUAAACCACAACAACGUGAACGGGCACACGCUGGGAAGCCACAUAACCGGACACCCGCUGAACCUGGGCGUGCAGAAUCUGCCUCAGAAUCUGAGCUCGAAACACGACAAGGAAGAGGACUCCGCGUCGUCCGACGACGAAAUCAGGAGGCAGAGCGCAGAGGUGCUCAGAGUCAAGGCGGAGGAAGUUCUACGCAAGGUGGACAACUAACUAUGAAAGUUAGGGUACAUGUUCGCGCAUGUAAAUACGAAGAUUGCGAUGAUUUUCAAAGGUCGCAAAACGGAGCUCGAGAUAUUGAUACGCUCAUACGUUGACUUUUGAUUUAGACUGGGACAAUAGAGAGUGGUUAAUGUUGAAUUUGGGAUAUAGGACUCUGAGAAUUUUGCUGACUGCUUGUCUGAUUUGUUUUCAGUCGUCGAAACCGCUGGCGGUUUUACGAGUGUUUAGAAUCUUCUAUUCCAAUUUUAUGUUUGUCUGCCAUUUUCGUAUGAACGAUUUACCAUACGAUUGGCAUUGGAGUAUUCUAAACAUUCUUUCAAAGUGAUAAAUCUCAGCUGCGGUCACCAAUAUUCUUAGAGGAAAUCCAUUUUCACGGGAAUCAAAAAGGAUCGAUACGGAUCAAUAAAAGAUGAAGAACUUUUGUAACAUAUGUAUGUAUCAUACGUAAACAAGCAUAUAUAUUAUGUAUAGAUCACACGCAUAGUUUCUUUCAUGUAAAUAUGUAGUUAAUUAAUAAUACCAAGAGAAAUAUA